AAUAUUCUGAUGCCUCGACUGCAGUCUUGUGUAAUAAAAAAAAAAGGCACAAACCAAUUCGUCGAGAGGCCGAUUCGGGGACCGUUGAAGCCCAAGACGCUGGCAGGCCUCACUCAUUCUUAGGCCGCCGUGUCCCAAGCUCAUUUGACGACGCCGAUGUGGUAGGCGGGGAUAUACCGACCGAUAUUCACUCAUUCAAGUUGCGUUUGCUCGAGGGGGAAAUUUGGGUUUGUGGCGCACGGUGAAGUUGGUCGAUCCGUGUCAUCCCUGGCCGUCCCCGUCCCCGAUUCCUCCGGCGUCCUCACCUCACCCGCCACCACCACACGACAUCCCCGACCGCCUUUUGGCGUGGUGUCUUCAUGGCUUCCUCGGAGAUCGACCAAAAAUUCCUCGGGAAGCUCGCCAAGGCAGUCGAGCAGGACAAUCCCCUAUUGGCGUCAGUCUUGUUCAGGAUCCUGGGGCUUUCCAUCAACCUCUCCGCUCAGUUGAUCAAGGCACGGAAACAGCGCCGACAAGAUGCCGCCCAAGCAGCAUCCAGCCUGGACCUAACCUACCAUAUCGUAUGGCUGUCGCGCGAAGGGCUGGUUCUGCUCCAACAAUACGUCUUGCCCAUGGUCGGAAAUUAUGUCGAACUCAAAGUACUGGCGUACAAGCUGCGUGCUUCGUUUUACCACAUUUUCGUCCUCUUCCACAACUCCCCACCCGUCCCCGCCAUGGGCGUCAACACCCCGGAGGUCCAGUCAUCAACAACAGCACCUGGCUCAUCAACACGUCCCGACAAGGGAAAGGGGGUCGCGAGGGACGACCAAGAGGGGAAUACGUCCAAAGGCGGACCGGUAGGCCCUCCACCCGGCUUCGGGCCCACACCACCAACAGCGUUCCUCAUGAGGCCUGGCGACUAUCUCCCGGAAGCGCACCAAUACUUCCGAGAGGCCGUCCACCUCGCCGACGAGUUAUUAUGGGGCUCCCAUUCGCUCCGCCUGUCCGUCAAGACCGAAUACGCCGCGUUCCUCUACGAGUGCGUCCACGACGUCGAGAGCAGCCGCCAGAUCGCGAAGGAGACCAUCGCGGAGGUCUACGAGGCCACCGAGGGCAUCGACAACGACAUGUUCAACGACGCAUGCGAGCUGGUGACGGUGCUGGGGAAGAUGAUGAAGCGGGGGCUAGGGUCAAACACGACCCUGAGGAGCAAGGCGCAAGGGGGGUCAAGCUCAGGGACACAAGGGACGCCACGGGCGGAGCAGGGCGAGGCGACCGCGCCGCCGGGCGUGCCCCCGGGCAUGAUAUAACACCCGCACCCGGCCGCCACCACCACCACCCCGACUCAAUCAACCACGUCUGGGACCACUACACUAAUACCGCACCUCGAACCGUCACAUACAUAAUCACCAUCCUCCACGCCCACACACGCUCACCAACCAGGCAUUGAGUCACCCCGCCCUCUCCCUCCCUCCCGACGCCAUUAUAUAUAUAUCCCACCACCAAAAGCCCACCACUU
This is a messenger RNA of Chaetomium fimeti, 1498 nucleotides long. Its product is annotated as 14-3-3 domain-containing protein. Gene Ontology annotation, cellular component: cytoplasm. Gene Ontology annotation, biological process: intracellular protein localization; signal transduction. The record is from RefSeq and is a predicted model, not a curated record. The transcript has a single exon. Lineage: Eukaryota; Fungi; Ascomycota; Sordariomycetes; Sordariales; Chaetomiaceae. Bases 360 to 1289 code for a protein of 309 amino acids.